Molecule: messenger RNA, 4719 nt
Organism: Sodiomyces alkalinus F11
Lineage: Eukaryota; Fungi; Ascomycota; Sordariomycetes; Glomerellales; Plectosphaerellaceae
Exons: 4
Coding region: 1-4719 (1572 amino acids)
Source: RefSeq, a predicted model, not a curated record
AUGGCCGCAAAUAUGCAGCAGAUGGCUGGGGCGGCCGGCAUGAUGCAGCGACAACGGCCUCAGCCGCCGCCCACGAACUUACAGAUGAACGACUAUCUUUUUGCGGCUCUACAGCGCCACCACGAUUCCCACCCAUGGCCCGGUUGGCAAGCCAAUGUGCCGCCACAAGAGCGUCUGGCGCGGACGCACAAUCUGGUCUCUAAUAUUGCAUUGUCCCACAACCCCAAUGUCGAUUUCAAUAAAGCUGCCGACUUCGCCCUGAGUUUUGAACGCGAGGUCUUCACCAAGUCGGUAGAUAAGGCGUCGUAUGAAAACGCCAUGGCCAAUAAAAUAAUGCAAUAUUUCAGGAAGCGUCAGGAGAAUGAGUCGGCCCUACAGAGUAGCUUGCAAGCACAAGCGGCGGCCCAAGCCCAGGCACAACAACAGCAGCAGCUUCUUAUGAACCAAAAUGCCGCCGCUAUGCAGAACCGGAUGAGCCAGAACAUGGGCCAGAACCCCCCCCAGCAGGGCUUCCAACAGAUGCAGUACCCAUUGCAACCGCCGCAAAUCCCCCAACCCUCUCCCAUGGGCAUGAACAUGGGCCCAGGCGCCCAACCUGUCGGGCCUAAUCAGCAAAUGUACCCGAUUUCGGGUCAAGGUCCACCGCGCCCUCCUGGUAUGCCAGAAGGACAACCGAAUAUCACCCCUCAGGACCAGGCGAAGGUCCUCGAGUUGGCCCAGAGAAUGUUCGCAUCGACCAACCCUCAACAAAAGGACCAUUACCGAAACAUGGUCCGGGCCCGGUAUCCUGAGCGCGCAGCAGAAUUCGACGCUGCUGGGAAAGACCCAGUCUUGCUUUGGUUCCAAAAUCAGGCGUUCCAGAACCUUUUUAAGAGUGCGGCUGCCGUCAGACGAGGACAGCAGGGCAACAUGCCGCCAAAUGCGAACCCCGCUGCUCAUGCCAUGAUGCAGGCGGGACGGGGUCAAAUAAACCCUGCGAUGGGUCCCGGCGCCUUGCACCAACAAGGCCCCGCCGGUGCUAAUGAUUUUGGGCAGUUCAACUCAAACAUGGAGAGCAUCAUAAACCAGCAGAAGGCCGGUCUCAUUGCCCAAGAACAAGGUCAAAUGGUCGUUCCCGCCAGCAAUGUCGCUGCCCGCAAUGCCACCCCACAACCUGGUGGGAAUGCCCAGGGUCAGCAACAACAGCAGCAACAACAGCCCAUCCCCAACCAGCCUGGCCCGAACCAGACACCACGGCCUCCGCAAGCACAGCACCAGCACCAGCAAUUCAAUAUUCAGCAGGCCCAGCAGCUGAAAAUGGAGCAGGCCCAAGCCCAGCAGCAGGCCCAGCUUCGAGCCCAACAACAGGCGCGUCAAUUGCAAGGCCAGCCUAACGGUCUCGGGCCGGCCAUUCCGGCCUCGCAGAGCCCUGGGAUGAACACGCUCAACACUCCGAUGCGUCGCCAGCCGAGCGCCAUGAAUGGUCCAGACGCUCAAGCAGGUCCUCAGGCAAGCGGAGCGUUCACAAACCCCCUCGAUCCCCGGUUUAACCAGGGAAAUCAACGACCCAUGUCCAUGAGCGGGACUCCCCUCAACAACCAGAUGAUUCAUAACAUGUUGGCGAGCAUGCAACCCGAACAACGGCAACAGUUGAGCGGGCUACCUCCCGAGAAACUCGCCGAGAUAGUCGUCAAAUGGCAAGGACAGCAAAUGCAGAUGAAGGCCAUGGCACAAGGUGGAAAUACCCCGGCGCAAAUGGCCAACCGCCCGGGACAGCCGGCGCAGUUUGCUCCGCAGAAUCCUGCCAACGCGAUGAUGCCCAUGUCUAACGGUGUGAUGCAUCAGCCUCAGGGACCUCAGGGACCUCAGGCACCGGGAGGUCCGACGCCUCAAAUGAUCGCCGCCCAGCAGCAAAUACUUGCCCGUGUCCGGCAGGGGCCAAUCUCACCCCAGCAGCAACAGACCAUGGACAACCUGGACAUCCCGAAUCAGAUCCUCAGUAGCCUAGUGAACCAGCGGCACGUCCCGCCCGAAAUACGCAAGUGGAGAGACCUGAAGCAAUGGUUAACGCAAAACCCGGUGUCCAAUCAGGACCUGGUUACGCUGAACAAGGCUCAACGGACCCAGUUUGUGGCGUUGAUGCAAAAACAAAUUGAGAGACGGAAUCAGAUGCCCCAGCAGAUGUUGCAGCAACCGCGACAGCAGCCGCAACUGCAGCAACAACCGCAGCAGCAGCUGCAGCAGACGCAGCAGCAACAACAACAACAACAUCAGCAGCAACAGCAACAGCAGACACAACAGCAAACGCAACCAUCUCAGCAACCAACGGCCAUGCCUCCCUCGGCUGGACCUCCUCCAAACCAACCGGGGGGCCAGCCUGUACCACCACGGCCCGGUAUGCCCCUAAAUUUGCCUCGUCUGCCGGCCAAUCUGUCGCACGUUACACCUCAGGAUAUCCAGAACGCGCGAGACCGAGAACCGCGGCUAUUGAACUUUGACGACGAUCGUCUCCGCCAAUGGAUUCUUCGAGCUAGAACUAAGAGUUUCCAGCAGGAACUGGCUAAGCGGCAACAGCAAACCACAGCACAGGGGCAGAUGGCGGCGGGGCGGCCCCAACAACACCAACAACAACAACCCGCGCAACCCAACCAGCCGACGCCAGUGUCGAUGAAUCCGGGGCUAUCGGCCCAUACCCAAGGUCCCCAACCGACGAUGCCUCAGGGAAGCUCUGCGCCGGCGCCGCAAAAUGCCGGCAUUCAAGCGGCGCAAGCCGCUCAGGCGAAGCAACAGAGCGCCGCGGCGGACGCCAAGGCUUCGGCCAAUACCGCUACUACUAGACCCAAUACCGCAAAUAACAACCGGGCUGGGCAAAACAAGGCCGCUCAACAACCGACCCACUCCCCCUCGACGACACGGAAGAACCUCAAACGGCCCAGUCCCGGUGAUGCGGCCGACGUGCCUCAGGCGACGGCGCAACCCGUCCAACCUCCGCAGGGUCGGCCGCAGCAGCCUCCUAAGGUCCCGAACUUGACGCCCGAGCAACUGGCAAACCUGACUCCGGAACAGAAGGCCAGAUAUGAGCAGUUCAAGGCUCAGAUGGCCCAAGCGGCUCGGCCGGCUCAGGCUGCUCAGGCCACUCAGGCGAACAAUCAAGGAGCUGCUGAAUUAGAGCGGCUUAGAGAAAUCAGCGCUGAGGAGAACCGAAAGUUUAACCAACAGGUUAUGCCCGGGAUUCCCAUGACUCCCGAGGAGCAUCAAGAAACAGUAAUGAAGCUGCAGCGUCUCCUGGUCCACAUCGGUAAAGUCGGGCGGGUCCUUGGAAGAUGGUAUACGGUUACGCGUGACGACACACGAGCUCGGAACUUCUUCCGCACGCGACUACGUGUGGUGAGUCAGUUCCAUGACCCAGAGCGCGCUAUGCCCAAGGACGUCUUCACGAUCCGUACGAGCGAAGUCGACGAGGCUCGUACGUUGCUGGAGAGCAUGGUGAUGGACUGCGCCAAACUCCAGCAGCAGCAAGCCGGACCGACGCCCCAACGCCCGCACGGCGGAGUACCCGGGUCACAGGGCCCCCAGGCGGCCCCCCUGAGCGCGGCCAAUCUAGAAAAGCAGACCCAGGCGCUCAACAAGGCACAGCAUGGCCGGUCAAACAGCAAGAGCGACCAACCUCCCGCGGCUCCGACAACGAGCCAGCCUCCUUUUCCCUUCGCGACCCCUUCUCCUCACGGCCAGCCAGCCUACGUGGGCAAGCCCAAGGUCAGCCGGGACAACCUCCAACUGCCGCCAAGGAAAAGGGCCAAGGCUUCAGAACAGGCGACGCCAUCGCAGCCUGGGCAGACCACGCCGUCUCCCAACUUUGGUAAAUCGACAUCUCCCGAGUCGAAGCGUCAGGGGCCACCUGAGGUCAAGGCACCACCCAAGCCGGCGUUUGUGUGUAGCGAGCCGGAUUGCGAAAUGGCGACGGUCGGGUUCCCGUCGGAACAGGCACGGCAAGCUCAUAUCCAGGAAGAGCACGUCAAGCCGUUGGAAAACCCGGUCAAGUACAUGAAAGAGGGCCUAGCAGCGGUGCUCGGUCUUGAGCUCGACGCAGACGGGCGGCCGAAGUCCGAGUCGCAGGCGUCGACCGUGGGCGCCAUCAAAGAAGGCCAAACGCCGGCGAGUAAUGCGGGGGCCACGCCCAUGUCUCGUGACGCGUCUCAGUGGCCUGCUGGGAAGGCCGGGCACAAGGGGACAGAGACGAAGUCGAAGGGCGAGGCGGGCAAGACGGCUGCGGGGACCGAAAAGCAAGGAGAAGGUUCGACGCCGAUGCUGCCGCCAGGGGACCACAAUGGCCACUCGAUCGACCCUCAGCAGCUAUUCAAGAAUGUGGGUCGAUUCGAGUACGGCUUGGAGGGCACCAUCCACAACAUGAGCGUAUACCAAUCCAUUACGCCGAACGACACGCCCGAGUCGAGUAAAGACAGCGGCUCGACAGAUCCAAACAGCGACAUUUCAGAGACCACGGUGGUUGACAAGGAGAUGAACUGGCAGCCGCUAGACGCGGACCUGUUGAUGGACAUGGGCAGCUUUAGCAUGGAAGGACUGGAAAAUCUUCAGGGUAGCGGGGCCAACGUCGACAUGGGCCUCCUGGAAGAGACGUCGCCACCGGACUGGUACGUGAAUUGGGAUGAAGUCAACAUGGACUUUAACAAACCGUCGGAGGUUGACACGAGCCUCUACUUGCUCGAUGUGUCGCGUUGA